Erpetoichthys calabaricus (reedfish) is the source of this 3189-nucleotide messenger RNA. RefSeq names its product ddb1 and cul4 associated factor 6 (gene dcaf6). Lineage: Eukaryota; Metazoa; Chordata; Cladistia; Polypteriformes; Polypteridae. Gene Ontology annotation, cellular component: Cul4-RING E3 ubiquitin ligase complex; cytoplasm. The record is from RefSeq and is a predicted model, not a curated record. The transcript is spliced from 19 exons. Gene Ontology annotation, molecular function: protein binding. Bases 257 to 2782 code for a protein of 841 amino acids. Gene Ontology annotation, biological process: positive regulation of transcription by RNA polymerase II.
AAACCCCGUUAAAAAAAAGGAGCGAGAGAGGGAGGGGAGUUGUUGUUGGUGGCGAGGGGUUAGCGAAGUAUCUUUGGGUUAAUUACAGCAACACGCGCACAGCAAGGAAUUUAAACGGAAAAAGAGAAGUGAACUGCAGAAAAAGUGAAUGAGAACGUAAAUAAACUUGGGUAAAACGAAGAAACGGCCACAAGGAAUUAAGUGGACUUCGAGUUCUUUCAAUGCUUGUAUUUAGAAGCAAAGGUGGUUGAACACCAUGUCCUACCCCAGUAACCUGCUGUGGGAUGUGAGGAAGCGCGCAGUGGGGCUGGAUGAUCCUAAAACCAUCAGGAUUAACUAUUUAGGAAGAAGUGAAUUUGUCCAAAGACUAAAACUUGAGACAACACUGAAUGUCCACGAUGGCUGCGUAAAUUCUAUUUGGUGGAAUGAUACUGGUGAAUAUAUUUUAUCAGGAUCAGAUGACACUAAUUUAGUAAUAACCAACCCAUAUAAAAGAAAGGUGAAGACAACCAUCCGCUCAGGUCACAGAGCUAAUAUUUUUAGUGCAAAGUUCUUGCCUCAUACCAAUGAUCAACAGAUUGUUUCUUGCUCAGGUGAUGGAAUCAUAUUUUAUACAAAUAUUGAGAAAAGCCCUGAAAUUAACAGAGAAUGCCAGUUUACUUGCCAUUAUGGAACAGCAUAUGAAAUCAUUACAGUGCCCAAUGACCCUUAUACUUUUUUAUCUUGUGGAGAGGAUGGCACUGUGCGUUGGUUUGAUGUUAGAAUGAAAACAAGUUGCACUAAAGAGGAGUGUAAAGAUGAUAUUCUUAUUAACUGCCGGAGAGCUGCUACCUCGAUCUCUAUUAGUCCUUUGGUUCCUUAUUACCUGGCUGUUGGCUGCUCUGAUAGCUCUAUUAGAAUCUACGACAGAAGAAUGUUAGGAACACGAGCCACAGGCAAUUAUAUGGGCAGAGGAAUGACAGGGAUGUGUGUACGAUUUGUCCCUACUCAUCUUGCGAACAAGUCCUGCAGAGUGACUUCUUUGUGCUACAGUAUGGAUGGCCAGGAGAUUCUUGUCAGUUACUCUUCAGAUUACAUUUACCUUUUUGAUCCCAAAGAUGAUAAAGCAAGGGAGCUGAAAUGUCCUUCUGAGGAUAAGAGAGAGGAGCUGCGUCAGCCUCCUGUAAAGCGCCUCAGACUUCGAGGUGAUUGGUCAGACACAGGACCGAGAGCACGUCCAGAAAGUGAACGGGAAAGAGAUGGUAGGAUUGGAGAACAAAGUCCCAAUGUUUCAUUGAUGCAAAGAAUGUCAGAUAUGUUGUCACGGUGGUUUGAGGAGGCAAGAGAAGAUGUUCAGAACACUAGAGGACGAUCACAGCCUCGUCCACGAGUUUCUGCAGCUAGACAAGAAAACAAUGUUCCCAGUCAAGAGCCACCUGCACCUGAAACAUCCACACCUAGAGAAGGGCAGAUGGAGGUGGAAAAUCAGCCUAAGCAGCUUCUCCAAACAUCAUCUUCUCCUUUUGGUCCUUCACUUGCUUCAGCUGAAAACACUUGCCCAUCAACAGAGAGCCCUGCUGUUAGCUCCUCUUUGAUUUCUUCUCCUGAAGGAGAACAGAGAGCCCAGGCAUCAACAGGUUCCUCUCAAGAGUCUGGACAGUCAGGUAGUGCUGAAUGUGGCAUGCCCCGUGUCAACGCUGGAGAGCCAGUAUUUUGUUUGCACUAUAGUACGAAAGGAACAACCACAAGCACUAUAAAACUGGACUUCACAGAUAAAUGGAAGAAUUCAUCUACCAACUCAAGAGGAAGUGGAAGCCAAAGUAAACCAAAUAAACCACAAGAAUCCCAAGUCCCUCAAGCAGAAGAAGAACCUCAAGUUGAAUGUAUGGAAUCUGAUGUGGAGGCAUCUGGGCCUAGUACUGCAGAAGGCAAUCAUGAUGAAAAAAGUGAACAACAAGUAGAAUCUGCCAAGCAAGACGAUCAAGAUGCAAAGCCCACUACUUCCUCAUCUUCAGAACUGCCCUUACAGGAAGAAAGUCCUUCACAGGAGCAGACUGAGACUAAUCCUAGUUCAUCCUGCCAGCGAACAGCUCCCACAGAUGAGAGCAGUAAUGAAAACACCUCAAGAAGCAACCAAGACUCGGAUGAUAGUGAUGAUGACCCGAUUUUAAUACCUACAGCAAGAUAUCGUGCUGGGCAGGGACAGAGAUUUAAUUUCAGAGGUUCAGCAGUAGGUGAUAGAAUGAUAAGACGAUCAGCCGCAGCACGAAUUCAAGAGCUUUUCAGACGGAGAAAAGAGAGGAGAGAGAUGGAAGAAAGUGAGACACAAAACAUAAGGAGGCCGUCUGUGAAGAUGGUGUACAAAGGACAUCGCAACUCUAGAACAAUGAUUAAAGAAUCCAGUUUUUGGGGUAAUAACUUUGUUAUGAGUGGGUCAGACUGUGGACACAUAUUUAUUUGGGAUCGGCACACAGCAGAGCAUGUAAUGCUGCUUGAAGCAGACAAUCAUGUUGUGAACUGCCUCCAGCCACACCCCUUUGAUCCCAUUCUUGCCUCCUCUGGAAUAGACUAUGACAUUAAAAUAUGGUCUCCUCUUGAAGAAUCUCCUUCUUUCAACCGAAGACUUGCUGAGGAGGUAAUAACCCGUAAUGAACUCAUGCUGGAAGAAACUAGAAAUACUAUUACAGUUCCCGCAUCCUUUAUGCUGCGAAUGCUAGCUUCCUUAAAUCAUAUCAGGGCAGAUCGUUUGGAAGGGGAGCGUUCUGAAGGUUCUGGACAAGACAAUGACAAUGAGGACGAAUAGUGACUACUGAUGUGCUAGCGAGUGUUUGAACAUUUAUUACAUUUUUAUCAGUACAGUGUAGAAAAAUUUUCCUUACAAAACAGUUCUAUAAUUUUUAGUUAAAAUGUUUUUUGCAAGCAACAGGAGGAAGGACAAAACUUUAUUACUAAUAUUUCCUUUGGGUUGAAAUGUGCAUUUCAAUAAAGGUGUGCAAAUGCAAACAGUCACCAUGAUUAAGCUAUAAAAGAUUAAAAAAAUAAUGUCUUGUGAAUGAUGAGUGCUUGAGGAUUAAAAGUGCAAUAUUAUUUUUCAAGUGCAAAUGUGUUUGAGCUUGGAUCAGUGUUAGAAUUUUAAUAACUGUAGUUAAAAGGUUAGAAAUGACUUUGUAUACUUGCUGAAGUGCAUGUUAAUAAAUAAAUAUAUCUGCC